GCUCGGGUACACCGUCGCUAUUAUGUACGCCGUGUUGUAGAUUCUCGUAUUGUACUCGCUACCCUUGUUCUGAAUCUUGAUCACGCUAGCCUUGUUCUGAACUGAUUCUUGUUACCGGUACGCGGUACGCGUACAGAGCCAGUGCAUUUGGCCAGUAACAAUUACAUUACAAACAAGUCAUGUAAUAUCUGUUUUGUGACGGGGGUGUGUAUUUCCGCGCUUCGCGUUCCCAAUACUAGUACUCGGCAAUAGCCUUUUUGUGCACCAUCUCUGCAAGUAUCGAACACAGAUGCAGUAGCUGCGCUAUCGCAUCGGCCCGUGCUGCAUGCAGUGUUGUUCCUCGCCUUGCCAGUCAGACACCUGUCGCCAUAGUUGAACCGAGCGCUGCGGAGUUUGGCAACCCGGCUGUCGCACUCUGACAACGCUACUCCCUGAGCUGACAGCGUUGCGUGGCAAACAUCGAACCAACUAAAGCCAGCCAAGCAAGAAUGGGCAACGUUCAGCUACAAGACGAACAACACCAGCAGAUAAUCACUGAGACUGGGAGGGUGUGCACUUCUGGAUGCACAGCAACAGACCGUUCUCCGUCAGAUGGAGAUCGAAGCAAUCCAUCGAGGAAUCGUGGCCUGUACCUUGGCGGUGGUGGCAGCACGACUCCCCAACACCACCAUGCCCACCAUCAUCCUCACAGUCCAAAUCCUGAUCGACCAGCAUCAGCGGCAACCUGCUCGCCAGAGUCACCUACACCGAACAGCACCAGCGACGGACAUGAGCAGAAUCGCACCAAUGAGCGAGCGGUUAUUUCUGAUCUUUGCUGGCAGACUCUGGAGGAUUCAGAUGGGUUUGUGGAGAUAUUCGCGAACCCCGAAACUGUUUCAAGGCGGCAUUGCAACUCCGGUUUGAAUACCGAACGCCGGGCCAGACGCACCAUGGAAAUUGACGUUGUGCCAGUGGCUGUUGCCGCUUUGUCGGACACAGAGUCACAUCCAUUAGCCUUUGCAUCCCCGGUACGACAACGCUCGACGGUUCAUUCCGUUAGGGUUGCUGAGAUUGCCGCAGCAGACGCCGUGGCAUCGGCGGAAGCACGCGCGGAUGAGGAGCCUGAUUCUUAUCAAUACAUUGUCGGCUCUUGUCCGGUUAGGGCCCAACAAUGCCGGAGUGGAAAUAUUGCUACUGCUCCAAGUACGGUGUCGUCAGGAAGUGACUUUGUAAUAGUUCACAAAAGAACUCAUGGCGUUUCACUCCCCGUGUGUGAAGCGGCUGAGGCGACAUCAGAGCGAGUACUUGUAGCAGAUCAGCAUGCAGUCACUGGGAGAAGAUCCAGCACCGCAGCAGAACGGAGUUCUUCGAUCGACUCUCGCAAGAGUUGCGCAAAAAUCCCCGUGGUCAGUGUGCGGCAAGUGUCGAGUGUGGAUGAACUCUGUCCGUUGUGCCAGGCACGGAUACACGUGAACGAAGCCUUCUCCAGUACGGAUGAUCCCAAUGCCAUCCAGGAAGCUAUCAGUGUGUCAAACCAGGGCGAUGCUGAUCACAGUGCAAGCGGUACGUGCCAGGCUGAAGAUGCAACAUACCCCUCAGUUGAGUGCGACCGGAGACGAGGUAGCUCCGAUGCACUUGUGCGGCAUGACGCAGAGAAUCACACCAGCGCUCCAUCGCCAACCCGCGGCGCUGUGAGCUUGCCCCGGGACGAACGACAUGAACAGUGCGAGAGUGUGCAUGUGCGUCAAUCAUCACACACUGGCAAACAACAGAAGCAUGGGCAGCACAAACCUGACGACAUGCCGUGCGAGUCAACUCAGCCACCAUUAGCCUACGCUGGGCCUGUCAGAGAUGAGAGGGUGCUACGAUGUAAGCAUUGUGGCAGCCGUCAGCCAGACGGAACUAGUAGUGUCGAGAAUGCAGCCAAUGCACCGAACGAACAGUGCAGCACGGAUUCUCCGCAGCAAGACACAUCCGAAGCGCCGAUCGACCUCGACGAGUAUGAUAUCGUUGAUGAAGCACCCGUGAAACGCAUAUCCACAUUCCCGGUCAGAACACACAGUACGAUCCUGCGGAGCGGCGACUUCAACCGUCGCUACGAAUCCUACGAUAACUAUGCGUACAGUGCUGGAGCGAGGGCCGCGGUGUGUAAUCCGGCUGGCGCAAGCCGUCCGCGAUCCACGUCGCAGCCUGCGUUCAGUCGACCAAAGGCACGUGCACACGUGGUGUACGCUCCCACUCGCACCGUGGACGCUGGUGACGCCGAUGACAACAACGACCGCCCCAUGCCAGCGAUGCCGUUCGUCGAUCAAGACGUGGAACGGCACAUCGGCAAGCAUCGUUCGCACUUUUCACGGAUGAGUGAGUCUGAGAAGCGACGCUGGGCUCGCCGCGAGAAACCAAUGGCCAGCGAAGGAAACCGCUUCAUCACCGACAAGGAUUUGUAAGUAAAAUCCGCAAGUUGUAUGUUUCAAUGCCAAUUUUGCUAGGUGUUUGCUCUGCUUUUCAACGUAUUACCAGGUUUGCCUAGCGUAGCCAGGUGGCCUUGGUAUGCUCAGCCUGGCUUAGGCAAAUUUGGCCAAAAUUUUGCUCAGUUAAUCCAGGUUUUGCUCCGUUUGGCCUAGCUUGUUACCUAGUUUAUGCUGUUUAGUUCGGGAAAAACUACAGCCGAGACAGUAUUAUAAGGUGGUGAGUUGAAAUUGAUACGCUGCUCAUUUGGCAUAUGAAGUAGCUGUGGACGGCUACAUAGUAUUCUGCUACUGAUACGUACUAAGAACUGUCAUAAACAUACUCAGUAGUUAUUUUAGAGUUAACUCUGACACCCACUUCAUCAUGGCUAACGUAACUUUGCCACUCUCCACUAAACAUGCAUCAGUGUGCAGCCACAGGAGUCGCAUUGUUAGCCCGGUGCUGCCUUGCUAGGAAUUCGAAUUUCUUUCUAGGAAUUGGGCUCGAAAUUGUGCUCCGUCUGUCGAGCUGGCAGUUCCUUUGCCGAGCUCUGAUAGGCCAAGCAAUGCAUUCCAGUUAGUAUUGCACCUUUGUGUGGUACAAUCGUGACUUGUCUUCACUUGCUAGUAUUGUCUCAGUUCUAAUUCCUAACUGCCGUAACUAGAAAUAUAAUUAUACCCGGCAUAAAUCAAUUUGCUCCGCUUCGCUGACUGCUAAUGCUGGCUCGCGCCGCCGCCCCCCCCCCCCCCCGGCCUAAAAUUUGCUACAUGCAGCCGCCCGCGUCACCUGCACGGUCACAUGUGCCGUAAAAUAACUCCUAAUUCAAGCGACAGAGUGUGCGCGUGUUCUGUGUCGUUGACUAUGACAAGCGUUGCGGGGAGGUAGGGCUCACGACUACUGAGUUUGUUGAAAGGCUUGGGUUUAUGGACUUGAUGUCAACUGUAAUGCUGGGUAGGCUGCUAUUAACACGCACAGUUGAGUUUGUAUUGUUUGUCAAAGCUCUCGUUGUUAACGAAUUCGUUCAGUAGAUGUAUGUUGAAGUUCUGGCUCUGCGUGCCUCUUUAAUUUAAGCUCAUGGCCGAGUCCAUGAACUGGUACUUGCAGAUACAAGCAGGUAAAUGCCAAUGCAGAUAAAAAUAAAUUAUGUUCUCAUCCGAAAAAUCUCAGAUCCAUGGGACCUCGUUGGUGAGAGGUCUUGUCCAGCGCAUUGCUGGCAACGUACCAGAUUGCAUGCUUGUGCUUGCC
Molecule: messenger RNA, 3672 nt
Organism: Sycon ciliatum
Lineage: Eukaryota; Metazoa; Porifera; Calcarea; Leucosolenida; Sycettidae
Exons: 3
Coding region: 489-2426 (645 amino acids)
Source: RefSeq, a predicted model, not a curated record